Molecule: messenger RNA, 830 nt
Organism: Haliotis rubra (blacklip abalone)
Lineage: Eukaryota; Metazoa; Mollusca; Gastropoda; Lepetellida; Haliotidae
Product: SH3 and cysteine-rich domain-containing protein 3-like
Exons: 6
Coding region: 37-519 (160 amino acids)
Biological process (GO): positive regulation of protein localization to plasma membrane; positive regulation of voltage-gated calcium channel activity; skeletal muscle contraction
Cellular component (GO): extrinsic component of cytoplasmic side of plasma membrane
Molecular function (GO): protein binding
Source: RefSeq, a predicted model, not a curated record
ACUUGUUUCGGAGCUCCCAACAGUCCAGUUGACACAAUGACAAGCGCCUCGUAUAGAAAGAAGCUUGGAUUCAGUCAUCGCUCCAGCUCUCUCGAGAUUGAGGAACGGAAACAUCGAAGUCAUACUCCUUCUCCUCUCCAAUCACCGAAAUCAAAGAGGAAAGACACAGAUGUGUAUGUGGUGCUAUACAACUUCAAAGGAAAAGAGAAAGAUGACAUGGAUCUUAGGGCAGGAUGGAAAGUUAGUCUCAUCAACAGCUCAGAUCCUGAUUGGUGGAAGGGUCGGUGCAAUGGGAAAGUCGGCUAUUUUCCAGCAACAUAUGUGCAGCGUCUCAUACCAGGGCAGAGGGUCUUCCAGGUGACACACACGAUGAACUUAAGUGAAGGAGACAAUGGAAUGAGACUUCAUAAAGACCAGAUUGUUGUGCAGGCUGGGGAAGAAGUCAGUGGUAUGAUUCAUGUGCAAGCUCCCAACAAGAAGCAGGCUAUGUGCCCCCUGAAGUACCUCCAAGAGCUCUGAUGCUGUGUGGCCAGCAUGGCACUCAGGACAAUUACCAAUGGUAUUCCACAACUUGCCAACAUCACAAAGCAAACUUCCAGAUCUGCAGGACUGUGUUACACUAACAGAUAUGCAGGUCUUGUAGUGAUGCUUCUAUAGACGGGAGCAACCAUACAACGAGCAGGGUGUGCUAUUCUGCCCAUCACCUGAUACUCUGACACACACCAGCAGCACCAUUCCACAGGGCAGGUGGAUUAUGUCACUGCAUACUCAAUGCUUCAAAUAAUUAUUAAUUUCAGUGCAUAAAAAAGGAGCUGUAUGAACUUUCUGAA